This is a messenger RNA of Malassezia pachydermatis, 1134 nucleotides long. RefSeq names its product mrna-decapping enzyme 1b. Gene Ontology annotation, molecular function: mRNA binding; enzyme activator activity. The record is from RefSeq and is a predicted model, not a curated record. Gene Ontology annotation, cellular component: P-body. Bases 1 to 1134 code for a protein of 377 amino acids. NCBI's taxonomy places the organism in Eukaryota, Fungi, Basidiomycota, Malasseziomycetes, Malasseziales, Malasseziaceae. Gene Ontology annotation, biological process: positive regulation of catalytic activity; deadenylation-dependent decapping of nuclear-transcribed mRNA; deadenylation-independent decapping of nuclear-transcribed mRNA. The transcript has 6 exons.
AUGGAUCUCGACGCCCGCUUUCAGUUGAAUACGCGCGUGCUUCGUCGCUUUGAUCCAUGUAUGACACGUAUACUGGGCAUUGCUUCGUUUGCAGUUCUGUACAGCUUUGAUAAAGAAUGGACCAAGACGGGCACAGAAGGCCCCCUCUUUCUUUAUGAACGGUCAGAAGAGCCGUAUUAUUGCAUGCAGAUUCUAAAUCGCGACGAACCAGAAAACUUUUCCGUCGGCGUCACCCCACAGGAUGACAUUGAACUUAGCAAUGAGUUCAUUAUUUAUCGAUCCAGCCAGAAGGAUGAUGCAGGCAACGAAGAUAUCUGUGGCUUUUGGAUUUAUGAACCUUCACAACUCGAGCAGCUUGGUAAACUUAUCCUCUCCCUCAAGGAAGGACCAUAUCCGCCACCACCUGCUCCUACCACGACUUCACAAUCCAUCGAUAUGGAUGCCCUGUUUAGUGGUGCGCCUAAGGCUGCCGCUACGCCACCACAACAGGUCCCUGUCUUCACCGAGGAGGACAAAACGGGUGCGUCCAUUCUCAAUGCCCUCUUCCACGACGCGGCUCCUUCCGGAACUUGGAAUCCCGCCGAAGAGGCCAUUAAACCGUCUGUGCACGAACAAGAGGAACCAUCGCCUUCAGCUGAGCCUGCGGCGUUAGAAAGCGAGAAUGCUGAGACCACAAGCACUAUCGUGUCGGAGCCUUUGGAGAAGAUCUCGGAAACAACCUCUACAUCGCAGCCAGUCUCCCAGGAAGAGGUGAGGCCUGCCUCUCAGGUGGAGCAAUUGCCUGUAAAUAAGGGUACAUCGAUUAGCUUGGAUGACCUCUUUGCGCAAACAACUCUAAGUGCUCCCAUCACAACAGACGCGCAGGAAACUACAACUGUGCCAGACGUGUCAGAGAAGCUUACAGCUCCACCUGCCCCUACAGAAGAGAAGGAAACCUCGAAGAAAAAUGAAGAUGUGACGUCAGCACAGAUUCUGGGUCUCUUGGCACCUGAAGAAACAGCAGUGCGACUCCCUGUAACUAAGUCGAUUCCCACACGAGCAGAGUUUGUGCAACGUCUUGUGGGGCUUCUUUGUACCGACAUGGACUACGUGGAUCAACUCUAUGCGCGAUACCGUGCUUUGCAUGGCGCUUAA